AUGGGAAAGUCUACUUGCAUUGCUGCAGCAUCGGGCAUAAAGAGAGGUCCAUGGACUCCUGAAGAAGACAGAAAGCUCUUAGCUUUCAUUCAACUGCAUGGCCAUGGAAGCUGGAGCUCCUUGCCCCAAAAAGCUGGUUUGAAAAGAUACGGGAAGAGCUGUAGGCUAAGGUGGAGAAACUACCUAAGGCCUGAUAUUAAGAGGGGAAAUUUCAGUUUGCACGAAGACCAAACCAUCAUUCAACUCCAUGCACUUCUAGGCAACAGGUGGUCGGCUAUAGCUGCGCACUUACCAAAGAGGACAGACAAUGAGAUCAAGAAUUACUGGAACACACAUCUCAAGAAACGACUGGCCAAGAUAGGGUUUGACCCUGUCACCCACAAGCCCAAGACUGCCAUUCUUGGCUCUGCCAAUGGUGACCCCAAGAAGUUGUCAAAUCUCAGCCACAUUGCUCAGUGGGAAAGUGCCAGGGUCCAAGCAGAAGCCAGGUUAUCCAAAGAGUCCAAACUACACAAAUCAUCAGCUCACCAGCUACCUCACGAUCCAACGGCGGCGUCGCUUAUUCAUGAUCAUCUUCACCAUCAGUUUGCACCACUCGUUCCACAAUGCCUUGACAUUCUAAGGGCAUCAGCUUGGGAAAGCCUGAUAUCAAUGUCGACAAAGUCAUCAAGCUCAGCUGCUGAUGCACCAAUCAAUCACAUCAACGGCCUAGAUCACGUUUCCUUUGGUUAUCAUCAUGAUGUUCACGAGCGUGGCGUUAAUAUCAUAAGUAAUUUUGAGGGUCCAACAUUGGAUCAUCAGUUCUCAAGCAUGAUGGAAUGUGAUGAUUCACGGGCCAUGUUAUCAAUGACGACUGGGUCGCUGGGUUUGAAUGAGCUUAUAGGCCAAUAUUGUGGGAACGAAUGCAGUGAAUUAUUCGAGGCAUUCCAGCAAUAUAUGGGGUUUGAAGUUGAGGUCGGGGAUGCUUGGACUAGUUUGGAACAAUUAUUGUGA
Molecule: messenger RNA, 993 nt
Organism: Prunus avium (sweet cherry)
Lineage: Eukaryota; Viridiplantae; Streptophyta; Magnoliopsida; Rosales; Rosaceae
Product: transcription factor MYB106-like
Source: RefSeq, a predicted model, not a curated record